CUUUCAAUUAAUUGUUUUUGUUUUGAUAACAGAGUUGUUGACAAACGGUGAUGUGUCGCGACUUGUUGAUGGAAGGCAGUUUUUAUUCUAACUGUUGUCAUGUCUGUAAGUUGCAUCAACCCGAUGUUGAUGUGAAGCGAUGCAGCAAAUGUCGAUUGAUUUCAUAUUGUUCUGUGAAACACCAAAAGAAACAUUGGCCAAAGCAUAAAGAUCUGUGCAAAAGUAUUGUGAGAAUAUGCCACAAUAGCGGCGUGUCGGCGUUAUUUGAAUCUCCCAAUCCGCACAUGACGGUGAGAGAAUGGUGUACUCUUCGCACGAAAUAUAUGGCUGCUGCUGAAGUCUUUGUAGCGAGAAAACUAUGUAAAUACGAGCGUGAGAUGUUUUUCUUCCCAAGAGUUUGUAGGGUCUGCAAAAUGUUCAAUAACGGCGAUUUGAUUGAUUGUGGCGAUUGUCUGUCAGCAAGUUACUGUUCAGUUGACCAUCAGUUAAAAGAUUCAACGAAUCACUCGGGAGUGUGCAGUGAUUUGAAACUUUGUUUGGAAAUUGACACAAAAGUGAAAAAUGAUUUGGAUUUUAGCACUCUAAUGGUGACAAGUCAGGAAGAGUAUACUCUUUUGCCCAAGAACACAAUAGAUUUUAUACAGUGCCAUAUUACGUUUGAUAAACUGGUUACUCUGCCUCCACAGUUGGUGUUUGCGUAUGUGUCAGAGCUUUUCUCAUGUCCUUUAACGCUGUUGUAUGCCCUCGAGAGAGAGAGAAUUAUGAGAGCCUCCCUUAUUGUGCAUGUUGUUGGUGCUAGUUACCUUGAGUGUUCCUUUUUCUUCUCUUGGGAAAGUGUGUUGCACUGGUUACCACAUGUAAAAUAUUUAUCUGUUGUGUUCAUUGGACCAGAUGUUAUUGAGGGUACAAGUUUCACAUUGUGCUCGGGAUGUGAAAAAAAGGGAAAGGGGAUCAACAUUAAACUUUACAGUGGCAUGUAUCAUGACUUCGUUAAGUCAGUUACUUAUGAAACUCCGUCUAUAAUCAUGGCUUACAAUAGUGGUAUUGAUGAACAGAGUUCUCACGACACAUGGGGCCAGUCCAUACCAUUUUUUCUGAAAUAUGAUGCAGUACCGUUUGUUUUAACGUCAUAUACGUUAUCGGAGGCAAUAUCAGAUUUAAAUAAAAUAUGCGAAAUUGCAGAUUGUGAAAUUACCAUUUCUGUUUCCUGUGAAAGAAACCGAUUUUCAAGCCAACGACCUUACCGAGAUUGGGAGACAGACCCCUUAUGCACAUUUUGCUAUAACAACUACUUGAGUAUUGUAAAGCGUGGAAGUGAGAGUACAAAAUAAUGUAGAGGACAACAAAAUAGUUGUCUGACUGAAUGGCUUAAGGACAGUAUUUGUGGUGUAUGGGGUGUUAUUACAGGUGAUCAUAAGUGUACAUUGAUUAAAAUAACUAUGUGCUUGACAUUUCAGUAAGUCAGUUGGUUUGGGGCCAGUUACCAGACAAUAGUACUCUUUUCUUGAGUGUCGCAUGCUCAUUGUGUUUUCUGUUAUGUAGGUACGUGCAGAGCCUUGUCAAUUGCAGCUAGCUGCUCACUUGCAAACUGCACCUACUACUCCUUGGUGCCUCAAUUUGUCAAUGACAAAGCUAUUUUCUUAAAGUGAUACAUCAUGCUUAGGCUACUUCUAGAGCCUGUAAUUAUUGUUAAGAACUUUGCUAUAUUUUUUAUGACUUUAAUAGUUUAUAUCACCAUUGCAGUGUUUGUAUUGUAAUGCAGUGUACCUGAAAUUUCUCUUU
Molecule: messenger RNA, 1782 nt
Organism: Schistocerca nitens (vagrant locust)
Lineage: Eukaryota; Metazoa; Arthropoda; Insecta; Orthoptera; Acrididae
Exons: 1
Coding region: 51-1331 (426 amino acids)
Cellular component (GO): extrinsic component of mitochondrial inner membrane
Source: RefSeq, a predicted model, not a curated record